AUUGGAGAAACCGCCUGGGGAUUUUUUUUUUCCGGGUUAGUCCGCCGUGGAGGCGGGGUCAUUUCUUCGGGAUUAUUUUUUUUCCGGAGCCGCUUCUGAUUGGGCGGUGUGGUACAAUGCUCGCGACUCUUUAGACACCAAACUGUCGGGUGAUCUGACCCUUUCCUCGCCAAGCUGGUUCCAGUAAACCGAAACCCAGGAGACUUCCGGGCUUGAGCGUGUGCAGAGGGCUAGUGGCCGCGACGCCCGGUGGGCUUGCAACGGGAGUGCUUAUACGCACUCGCCUAUGAGUGGGGGUGCCCGAGCCUUGUUCACCUCGGUUUCUUAGCUUGUACCACCCACGCCAAUAAGUGCUUGUUGAAUAAGGACAAAUAAAGAGCUGGAGUAGACGCAAGCUUCUUGAUUUCUUUUAGCCGUAGUCCACGCCUACUCCCUUGUACUUCCAGUUUCCUGCACUUCAGGAGAUUGAAAAACUGCAGAGAGGAGAGGUGUGGCUCUAGUGAAAACAAGCAAAGCUCAUGUCCCAAGGUGGGCGGGGGGGCUCCUGUCUUCCUCAGUCGGCUACCAAAAUCAGUUAUUUUGCUCCCAACCCCAGAGUUUCAGUUGCUCUUUUACUUCCCAAUUCCGCAAGAGCACUAGACGACAAAGAGUUAUGGAGAAGCGCCUGCAGGAGGCUCAGCUGUACAAGGAGGAAGGGAACCAGCGUUACCGGGAAGGGAAGUACCGAGAUGCUGUGAGUAGGUACCAUCGAGCUCUGCUUCAGCUGCGGGGUCUGGAUCCAAGUCUGCCCUCUCCGAUAUCUAACUUAGGUCCUCAGGGCCCGGCUCUCACACCUGAACAAGAAAACAUACUGCAAACCACCCAGACAGACUGCUACAACAAUCUAGCUGCUUGUCUCCUUCAGAUGGAGCCAGUGAACUACGAACGAGUGAGAGAAUACAGUCAGAAAGUCCUGGAACGACAGCCUGAUAAUGCCAAGGCCUUAUAUCGGGCUGGAGUAGCCUUUUUCCAUCUGCAGGACUAUGACCAAGCUCGACAUUACCUCCUAGAAGCUGUCAACAGGCAGCCUAAAGAUGCCAAUGUCAGACGGUACCUCCAGCUGACACAGUCUGAACUCAGCAGCUACCAUAGGAAAGAGAAGCAGCUCUACCUGGGCAUGUUUGGUUAACAAAGAAGAAAGAUGCUCCUUCUCUUGAAUUUAGAUGGACUGUUAAAAUCUAAUCAAGGGGAAACCUGAGCCUCAGUAAGAGAAAUUAACCCUAUACCUCCAACCCAGGUGGAUUUCUGUUUUGUUUCCAUUUCCACAAGCUCUGUACUACUUACACAGUCUGUGUCUUUUUUUUGUCUGUCAAUCUGUAUCUUAGUGUAGCCUUCAAUACAUGUUAUUGUUGGGGAUAUUUGCCUUGAGAAAUACAAUCAGAAAAUAU
Nycticebus coucang (slow loris) is the source of this 1427-nucleotide messenger RNA. RefSeq names its product tetratricopeptide repeat domain 9C (gene TTC9C). Gene Ontology annotation, molecular function: protein binding. The transcript is spliced from 4 exons. The record is from RefSeq and is a predicted model, not a curated record. Lineage: Eukaryota; Metazoa; Chordata; Mammalia; Primates; Lorisidae. The coding region runs from base 653 to 1168 and encodes 171 amino acids.